Molecule: messenger RNA, 1140 nt
Organism: Megalobrama amblycephala (Wuchang bream)
Lineage: Eukaryota; Metazoa; Chordata; Actinopteri; Cypriniformes; Xenocyprididae
Product: gastrula zinc finger protein XlCGF52.1-like
Exons: 1
Biological process (GO): regulation of transcription by RNA polymerase II
Molecular function (GO): DNA-binding transcription factor activity; RNA polymerase II cis-regulatory region sequence-specific DNA binding
Source: RefSeq, a predicted model, not a curated record
CUUGAUUCAUUCUGGACUGUGCAUCAAAAUGAUCUGAAUAUUUUAAAGCAGUUGUCUAUUACAGCAAGUCUCAAUUUUAUGACCUUUCACUUCAUAUUUCUGUCUUUAAAUUAUUUUGAUGUACUGAAAAUUUAAAUGACUUUUUCUUUCAUUUCAGAGCUGAUGGAAGUGAAGGAGGAGAAUGAAGAACUGAGUGAAGUGGAGGAGGAACAUCAUGACAAACCUGGAGAAAAACCUUUGAGUCGCUUAAAGACUAAAAAUAUACUUCUAAAGAAAAGAAGAGCCAAGAAAUCUACAACCUGCACUCAGUGUGGAAAGAGUUUCACAACCAAACAAAGUCUUGAUGUUCACAUGAGAGUUCACACUGGAGAGAAGCCGUUCACAUGUGAUCAAUGUGGGAAGAGAUUCAGUCAAUCAUCAAGCCUUAAAGCACACAUGAAGAUCCACACUGGAGAGAAGCCGUUCACAUGUGAUCAAUGUGGAAAGAGUUUCACGCGAUCAUCACACCUUAAAGAACAUAUGAAAGUUCACACUGGAGAGAAGCCGUUCACAUGUGAUCAAUGUGACAAAACAUUUCUAGGGUCAUCAGACCUGAAGAAACAUCUGACAGUUCAUACAAAGGAGAAGCCAUAUUCAUGUUCUGUGUGUGGAAAGAGUUUUUCACUGCUGCAAUAUUUACAUAAACAUGAAAAAACACACACUGGUGUGAGAGAGUACAUGUGCUUUGAGUGUGAGAAGACUUUUAUUACAGAGAGUGAUUUAAAAGUGCACCAGAGGAUUCACACUGGAGAAAAACCUCACAAGUGUUCACACUGUGACAAGAGAUUCAGUGUGUCAUCAAAUCUGAAAACACAUGAGAAGAUCCACACUGGAGAAAAACCUUACAAGUGUUCACACUGUGACAAGAGAUUCAGUCAGUCAGUAAAUCUGAAAACACACGAGAGGAUCCACACUGGAGAAAAACCUUACAAGUGUUCACACUGUGACAAGAGAUUCACUCAAUCAGAACAUCUGAAAAAACAUGGGAGCAUCCACAGCAGAGAGAAACCUCACAAGUGUUCACACUGUGACAAGAGAUUCAGUUGUUCAUCAUAUCUGAAAACACAUGAGAGGAUCCACACUGGAGAAAAACCUUACAAG